AUGCCAGUGAGGUCUUCCUCAGAUGCCAACACCAACUCCUCACAUGAAGGCGUGCUGACUAGUUUAUUGUACGAAAUGAACGGCGUUCGGGGAUUUGUGGGCGUCACCGUCGUCGCAGCGACCAACCGUCCCGAAGCUAUAGUGGAACCCAGCAUUCCUAAUGAUUUAUUUGAUGAUAAGAUUCUGCGCUGA
Laccaria bicolor S238N-H82 is the source of this 192-nucleotide messenger RNA. RefSeq lists its product as uncharacterized. The record is from RefSeq and is a predicted model, not a curated record. Gene Ontology annotation, molecular function: ATP hydrolysis activity; ATP binding. The transcript has a single exon. Bases 1 to 192 code for a protein of 63 amino acids. Lineage: Eukaryota; Fungi; Basidiomycota; Agaricomycetes; Agaricales; Hydnangiaceae.